Mauremys reevesii (Reeves's turtle) is the source of this 694-nucleotide messenger RNA. RefSeq names its product gastrula zinc finger protein XlCGF49.1-like. The transcript is spliced from 4 exons. Bases 17 to 694 code for a protein of 225 amino acids. The record is from RefSeq and is a predicted model, not a curated record. Lineage: Eukaryota; Metazoa; Chordata; Testudines; Geoemydidae. Gene Ontology annotation, biological process: regulation of DNA-templated transcription.
CGUCUACAGGGAUGUCAUGCAGGAGAACUAUGAGACGGUGGUCUUGCUGGGGUUUCCAAUUUCCAAACCUGAUGUGAUCUUGCAGCUGGAACGAGGGGAAGAGCCGUGGGUCCCAGACCGCCAUGGCUCUGAGAAAAAAGUGCUCCCAAGAGCUGCCUGCACAGAGAAUGACCUAUGCGGGAAAAACUCCUAUGAGCACUCAAACCUUAUCACACAUCAGAGAAUCCACACAGGAGAGCUGCCCUACACAUGCGCCGAGUGUGGGAAAAACUUCAGUUGGCGCUCAAACCUUAUCAGACAUCAGAGAAUCCACACAGGAGAGCCACCCUGCACGUGCAGUGAGUGUGGGAACAGCUUCAGUUGGCGCACAGACCUUAUUAGACAUCAGAGAAUCCACAUGGGAGAGAAACCGUACACAUGCUCCGAGUGCGGGAAAAGCUUCAGUCGCAGCUCACACCUUAUCAGACAUCAGAGAAUCCACACUGGGGAGACACCCUACACGUGCUCUGAGUGCGGGAAAAGCUUCUAUGAGCGCUCGGACCUUAUCACACAUUGUAAAAGCCACACGGGAGAGAUGCCCUACACGUGCUCCGAGUGUGGGAAAAGCUUCAGUCGGCGCUCAAACCUUAUCACACAUCAGAGAAUCCACACAGGAGAGACGAGAGAAGCCCUACACAUGCUCCAAAUGUGGUAA